AUGAGAUGGGCCUCCUCGGUCGACUCGCCGUCCCUUGCAACAGUCGUCUCCGACCCAGCACAUGCAGAAGCCACCGCUCUAUUGGAAUCGGGUACAAAGCUGCUAGAAGAAGGAGACAUUCAAGGCGCCCUUGCAAAGUACCAAAGGAGCGUCGAAAUCAACCGGACCGCAAGCGGACUCUUCAACCUUGGCGUAACUCACUACCAUCUCAAGCAAUUCGACAAGGCCAUCGAGGUUUGGAAUCUCGCAAAUGAGAUGGACCCAGCUUCUGCCGACGUUCAUACGAACCUGGCGAGCGCAUACAUCAUGGCACCCCCUUCUCGGCCACAGUUGGCAUUGCAACAUCUUCAGAUCGCAGCGUCCCUUGCCCCAGAGGACGGCGAGAUAGCCUUCAACUUGGGUGCAGUAUUGGAAGCAUGCGGCCAUCUAGAACCCGCCCUGGUACAAUACAAGCGCAGCGUGGAGCGUGGCAUCGACAGGGCGGAGGUCAAUGUUCGCAAUUGUAGUGCUAAGAUUUUCGGUCAACGAUUAAAAGCGGCAGCAGAGAGCAAAGAGCCCAAGGAUGAGGCGUAG
Serendipita indica DSM 11827 is the source of this 573-nucleotide messenger RNA. The record is from the annotation of a GenBank genome assembly. Lineage: Eukaryota; Fungi; Basidiomycota; Agaricomycetes; Sebacinales; Serendipitaceae.